AUGCCUCUUACAAUGUUGAAUGGAUCAGUUAAUCAGAAACAACCUACUAUAUUUCCUCAGCAGCUUAUGGAACUUUGUCCAUCUGAAUUGAAUCGGCAAGGUGUGCAGGUUGCUCAUGUUAACUCAUUUUCAUUACAAACACUUGGUGAUGGAGGGGAUAAACAAGUAUCACGUGCAAAUUCUUAUAGGAGUCUAGAUGAAUAUUCUGAUCAAGAUAAGUUUGUGGAAAGGCACAACACAACGGCUGAGAUAUAUCAGAUAUUCAAGGAUAAUGUUGACACUCUGUUCUCUCGUAAAAUCCUACCAGAAAAGCAGGCUGAAUUUGUUAAUCGUAUAUUAACUAUUGUAGGGCAGCUUUUGAUUUCCAUGGAAGCAGAAAAGCAAUAUCUGGUGCUUUGUGGCUGGGCUGUACAGCAGCAAAAGCUUUCUGUGGCAGCGCAGUGGACCCAACAGAUGAAUUAUUCACUUUUGAACACAAUCGACACACAGUAA
Molecule: messenger RNA, 492 nt
Organism: Meloidogyne enterolobii
Lineage: Eukaryota; Metazoa; Nematoda; Chromadorea; Rhabditida; Meloidogynidae
Source: the annotation of a GenBank genome assembly